AGCUGGGAAAGGAGGAAAAGCAGGAGGGGAAGGAAAGGAGGCCGAUCCAAUGGUGCAGUGGCUGUUCCUGACCGGGCUGGUGCUCGCCCUGCUCUUCCCGCCGGGAAUCCAGGCGGCUCCCGAGGGCUUGGAUGGCCCAUCCAGCCGGAAUUCCGACGGAUCCCGGAGCUCCCAAAACUUCCCAUCCGAUGCCAAGAGACACUCGGAGGGGACCUUCAGCAGCGACUUCACGCGGUUCCUGGACAGGAUGAAGGCCAAGGAAUUCGUCCACUGGCUCAUCCAGGGCAGGAGGUACAAUUAAAGGGCAAAUCCUGGUUUUCCAGCCCCAUCCCAAGGGGAAUCUCCAGCUCCAGCCACCGCCGGAGGCUCCACGGGAAGGAUUCGUCCAUCCCGAGAUCAUUCCAUGACUCCCUGCUCCUCGAAUCUGCUCCCACGGAUCCCCCUUCCCUCAAAUCCAGCAUUCCCAGCUUCUGCUUCCUCGGGAGUUUUCCCUAAAUCACAAUAAAACCUUU
Molecule: messenger RNA, 512 nt
Organism: Chiroxiphia lanceolata (lance-tailed manakin)
Lineage: Eukaryota; Metazoa; Chordata; Aves; Passeriformes; Pipridae
Product: exendin-3-like
Exons: 4
Coding region: 50-301 (83 amino acids)
Biological process (GO): negative regulation of apoptotic process; adenylate cyclase-modulating G protein-coupled receptor signaling pathway; positive regulation of insulin secretion involved in cellular response to glucose stimulus
Cellular component (GO): extracellular region
Molecular function (GO): hormone activity; glucagon receptor binding
Source: RefSeq, a predicted model, not a curated record